AUGGAAAGUCUUCCGCGUGAGAUCAUGCUCAACAUACUUUCUAGACUACCCACACCAUCCCUACUUAAUCCUAAGCUUGUUAGUCGAUUAUGGCAGAACUUAGCUGAAGACCCAUUUCUUAUUGAUCUCCGUUUCACCCAUAUGUCUGCAAAUAAUACUAAUCCAUGUCUUAUCUUACAUGGUGACCAUCCCAUUCAAAACCAGCUCUAUGCUCUAUACUUUUGUCCUAACAACAGCAAUGCUGGGUUGGCGAAAAGAAUUUCUUUGCCUCCAAUGCUUCAUUUUGACAUCGCAGCCUCUUGCAAUGGUUGGUUAUGCUUAUCUAAUUCUUCACAGAGUACAUUUCAUUUGUACAAUCCUUUCACCAUUGACUUCUUGGAGCUGCCUAAGUCCACUUAUCAGAAUGCAGAUGUCUGCACAGUACUUGGAUUUGGGAUCCAGGCGGAGACCAAGGAGUAUAAUGUUCUAAAGAUUUCCCAUAUUAUUGGGAGUGUUAGAGGCCGUCGAUUUUGUGGAUAUCCAAAAAGCUGA
Hevea brasiliensis (rubber tree) is the source of this 531-nucleotide messenger RNA. Its product is annotated as F-box protein At3g07870-like. Lineage: Eukaryota; Viridiplantae; Streptophyta; Magnoliopsida; Malpighiales; Euphorbiaceae. The coding region runs from base 1 to 531 and encodes 176 amino acids. Gene Ontology annotation, molecular function: protein binding. The record is from RefSeq and is a predicted model, not a curated record. The transcript has a single exon.